Hylaeus anthracinus is the source of this 1349-nucleotide messenger RNA. RefSeq names its product 39S ribosomal protein L3, mitochondrial (gene mRpL3). The transcript is spliced from 8 exons. The record is from RefSeq and is a predicted model, not a curated record. The coding region runs from base 214 to 1305 and encodes 363 amino acids. Gene Ontology annotation, molecular function: structural constituent of ribosome. Gene Ontology annotation, cellular component: mitochondrial large ribosomal subunit; ribosome. Lineage: Eukaryota; Metazoa; Arthropoda; Insecta; Hymenoptera; Colletidae. Gene Ontology annotation, biological process: translation.
AGUUGAGCAAAGUGAAGGAUGUUGAGUGAAUUAAUGAAAGACCAUUCCAAGAAUGCGAACGAUAAUUGCACAGCGUCCAUAACAGAAGAUUCUUGCGUAAACAUGAUACGCUAGGGCCUAACGAUGUCUAGCACACUGUCACGUUUUUGCACUCAAAGUUUUGUCUUCUCUGAUACGAUCACCACAUGAGAAUAUCACGACCACAAUUGCUCCAUGAUCUCCGGAAAUGUUAAUUGUAUUUCUGUUGAAAUCCUCUCAAUCUUGAUCGACAAUCGUGUUGACAUAAGGGUACCUAGUCGUAACAGACGACCUCCUAUACCAAGGAAGCGUCAUCCAGAAUGGCUUCCAAGACCAGUUCAUGCUCAUUAUAACGAAUCACUCACAUCGCAAAACAAAGAGUUCUUGUCAGAGUUUAUAGCAUCAAAUCGAGGACUUUUGAAUUCUACAUCACCAUUAUGUUCAGAUAUAAUUGAAAUAUCUAAGGAAUGGACUCCUAAGUCCCAGCGUACUGGCUUAAUUGGCAAAAAAAUUGGAAUAUAUCCAAUGUGGUUAAAAAAUGGACAGAAAGUAUUAAGUACAUUAAUACAGAUUGUAGAUAAUGAAGUUGUGAAAUAUAUACCACCAGAAAACUUUCAUCCAGUUAUCUCUAGGCGUAAACAAGUUAAGACGAAAAAAGGUUGUCUUGUAGUAGGUGCAGUAAAUAUUGAUCCACAGCUAAUUACUAAGGAAUAUUACGGAAUAUUUAAUGCAGCUGGAGUUACACCAAAGAAAACGCUAAUGAGGUUCAUUGUUUCGCCAGAUGCUGCUCUCCAACCAGGAACUCCUUUGUGUGCAGCUCAUUUUAAACCAGGAGAAUAUAUUGAUAUUAAAGGAAAAACGAUAGACCGCGGCUUUCAGGGUGUUAUGAAGCGGUGGGGAUUUCAUGGAAUGCCUGCCACUCAUGGUGUAACGAAAACACAUAGAAGACCCGGUAAUAUAGGUUCCGGAGGUGCAAAAGCUAGAGUAAUGCCUGGUACCAAAUUGCCUGGGCAUAUGGGAAAUAGCUGGCGUAUUCUCCGAGGUGUAAAGGUACUACGAGUAAAUACCAAAUUUAAUGUGAUUUGGGUAUUAGCUCCAAAUAUACCAGGAGAAACAAACACCAUGUGCUACUUGUAUGAUACGGUCCUUCCAUUGAGAAAGUCACAAUCGCCGCAUUUUCCUACAUAUUUAGGGAAUAUAAACGAAGAAUCACUCCCUGAUAAUUUGUAUGCUGAUGAUGUAUAUGUGUUCGGUGAUCCUUCACUCGAAUACACACCGGAAUCAUAAGUGUAAUAGAAUAGUAAAUAAAUGUUUUUGUUAUGAAAAUCCCA